CAGAUUUGGCGCUAAUCCUAAAUCUAAUUCCUGCCCCCACCCCCCUGUGACACAGGAAAGCCUGAUUCGCGGAUGCAGGAAGAGUGUGUAUGGGGUUUGAGGAAGUCCAGGAGAAAGAGCACGCGCAUGGUUGUGCACGGCUCCUUUAAGGCGCACGGAGGAGAAUAUCGGUGUGAAACAGAGAACAGAACAGAGAGCCUCCCCCCCCUUCAUCUCAAUCCGGUCUGUGCGUCUCCGGACGCUUGGAGAGCGACAUGAAGAUCCUGUAGGCUCUUUUCUCCGCGUCCUCGUCCUUCUCCUCUCCUCCUCAUUAUUAUCCGGGAAUCUGAUAACGGAUACCGAUUAUUGUCUAGGUGGGAUCAUGGUUUAUUGAGGAAACGCGGUGUGAAGGUUUCCAGCUGAAGCGGUCAUGCAGUGAGUCGGAUCCGAGGUGAGUGCACUGCCAGGGCGUUGGCAUGGCCCAGGGAUGAAUGGUGAAGGGGCGCCCGGCAGCCCGGAGCUCUCCUCGUGCCCGCUGCCUGACUGGAAGGAGUUCUGUGAGUUGCAUGCCCGUGCCUCUGCUUCCGACUUCGCCCACAAGUUCCGUCAAUUUGUCACAGAGAACCCAUGCUACGACGCACCCGGAGCUGAUGCCAGCUUCUCGCGUCACUUUGCUCGACAUUUCCUGGACUGCUUUGCUGCUGCGCUAAAUCGGGUACAUCAACCCGGCUCACCUGGUGCUUCCUUAGCACCCAAGUACGCAAUUGCACCCUUUGCAGGGAUUCAGGGCUGCCCGCUUCCGUCCUACAACCACGAGCUCUACCAGCGCCGGAAAGACACAGGUGCCUCCAGCGAAUCACUGGACAGCAUGGACAGUGGAGGGGGUGGAGCCUCUGCAAGCUCCACCCUCCAUGGACACAGGGUAACGGCGCUGGGCCAGUCACGAAGCUCGGAGGAUGUUUCCAUGGGUCACUCUAAGGCCCGUUUCAAGAAGGGUUUCUCGUUGAGGAACAUGAGCCUGUGUGUGGUAGACGGGGUGAGGGAGAUCUGGCAACGCCGGGCACCUCCUGAGCUAGACACAGUGGGCACUGGUGUCAGGAAGUCAAAUGGAGCUGAGGCAGGUGGACAUGAGCAUUGGAGCCAGAAGCUGAGGUUGGCACGGGGCUUGCAGGGUCACCGUGUUGAGCUCCUGGAGAUCCAGCGGGAGGGCACUCUGCGCUACAUGGUGGCAGAUGAUACUAACUGUAUGGGCACUGCACAGUGGCAGAAGUGCAGGUUGCUGCUCAGGAAGACAAGAAGCAACUUGGAAGGUGGCGAGAAGUUCCUGCUUGAGUUUUAUGUACCACCAAAGUCCUCGAAGCCAAAAGUGAGCGUGCCUUUGUCUGCCAUUGUGGAGGUGAGGACAACGAUGCCUCUGGAGAUGCCCGACAAAGACAACACAUUCGUGCUGAAGGUGGAAAAUGGUGGCGAGUAUAUCUUGGAGACCAUCGACUCUCUUCAGAAGAACUCCUGGGUUGCUGACAUCCAGGACUGCAUAGAUCCUGGGGACAGCGGCGAUGACAUCGAGCUCGCGUCAUGUCCACACGGCCAACCGUCCAAAGAAUUCUCCAUGGUGGCCUCCUGCAGCUGUGAGCUCCUCUCUGAAGGUGUACACCGGGGCCCUGAGAGGCCGUGUGCCGCAGCUGUCGAUCAUUACAGCGCCCCUACUGUCCGCUGCAGGGAACCACCGUUCACACAGCACCCCUCGCAUGUGCCCUUAGAGCGUUUUCUGCAGCUGCCAGAGGCUCAGAGUACAAGCCCAUCAUCAGGUCCUGGUGAACCUCCUGUGGAGACGGACGUGGCUGCCACUCUCAUUGGUUACCCAUGGUUCCAUGGGACUCUAUCACGUGUGCGAGCAGCCCAGCUGGUACUGGCAGGUGGAGCUCGAAGCCACGGCCUGUUCGUGAUUCGCCAGAGCGAGACGCGGCCAGGAGAAUAUGUUCUCACUUUUAACUUUCAGGGAAAAGCCAAGCAUCUGCGGUUGUCGGUGAAUGAAAGCGGCCAGUGCCACGUCCAUCACCUCUGGUUCCAGACGGUGUGUGACAUGCUGAGGCAUUUCCACACUCACCCAAUCCCACUGGAGUCCGGCGGCUCUGCUGACAUCACUCUGCGCUCAUACGUGCAGGUGCAGCGCAAUUCCUCAGAUGUUCCCAACGUCGCUACUCCUUCACGGGAACCCAGCUGCCGGAGCGAGGCGGCUCAGCCGAGCCUUCAUCUUCCUGGAGUCUCGCAGCUUCCAGCGACCCCUGUUCAUGAUACUCCACUCUCCUCCAGCUCCUCUUCCUCACCCACAGCCCAUGGAGGUCUCCGGAGCAGGAGCAACAGCUCUGAAAGACUGCUGGAACUCCCCGCUGGCGCCGCAGAGGAGUACAACGACAACGACGGGACUCGGAGGACCAGAGCCGUGGAGAAUCAGUACUCUUUUUACUGAAAUCCAGCAAGAGCAAGAAA
Ictalurus furcatus (blue catfish) is the source of this 2469-nucleotide messenger RNA. RefSeq names its product SH2B adapter protein 2. Gene Ontology annotation, cellular component: plasma membrane. Gene Ontology annotation, molecular function: transmembrane receptor protein tyrosine kinase adaptor activity. The record is from RefSeq and is a predicted model, not a curated record. Gene Ontology annotation, biological process: intracellular signal transduction; antigen receptor-mediated signaling pathway. Lineage: Eukaryota; Metazoa; Chordata; Actinopteri; Siluriformes; Ictaluridae. The coding region runs from base 467 to 2449 and encodes 660 amino acids. The transcript is spliced from 9 exons.